CGGCAUUGGUCAUACUCAGCUGUCAAGUUUGUUUUUUUUUGGCAAAAGUUCAGCCGGCUUUUCGUCAAAUUCCGACUUAAAAUAAGCCUUGUUAUUUCGUGAUUAGAUAGACUGCAAACAACAAGAUGUCUUUCGUGGGACGCACACUGAUUCGCAACGUGCCGCUGUUCGGCAAGGCCAUUCUGAGUCAGCAAAAACAGAUUGCAUCACGUCUCCUGCACCAGACUGCUCCUCUGGCCGCAGUCCGUGUCCAGCAGCCCGCUCCCGAUUUCAAGGGCCUGGCAGUGGUGGGCAACAGCUUCCAGGAGGUGAAGCUGGAGGACUACCGCGGCAAGUACCUGGUGCUCUUCUUCUACCCACUGGAUUUCACAUUCGUUUGUCCCACGGAAAUCGUUGCAUUUAGCGAGCGGAUCAAAGAGUUCCAAGACAUCAAUGCCGAGGUUCUGGGCGUGUCCGUGGACUCCCAUUUCAGCCAUCUAACCUGGUGCAAUGUGGACCGCAAGAACGGCGGAGUGGGCCAGCUGAACUACCCACUCCUCUCCGACUUGACCAAGAAGAUCUCCGCCGACUACGAUGUGCUGCUGGACAAGGAAGGCAUCUCCCUGCGAGGCACCUUUAUCAUCGAUCCCAAUGGCAUCCUGCGCCAGUACUCCAUCAAUGACCUGCCCGUGGGCCGAUCCGUCGACGAGGUGCUGCGCCUGAUCAAGGCCUUCCAGUUCGUAGAGCAGCACGGAGAGGUGUGCCCGGCCAACUGGAACCCCAAGUCGAACCCGGCCACCAUCAAGCCCGAUGUGGAAGAGUCCAAGAAGUACUUCAGCAAGCACGGCUAAAGGAUCGUUUGAUUAUUUCUAACACACCUGAAACAUUCACUACACAGCGAAAAAGACUCGAAAAAUAAAGAUGAAGGAGAUUGGGAAUUCUAAUUUGAUUUA
Drosophila subpulchrella is the source of this 932-nucleotide messenger RNA. Its product is annotated as peroxiredoxin-2. Gene Ontology annotation, molecular function: thioredoxin peroxidase activity. The record is from RefSeq and is a predicted model, not a curated record. Gene Ontology annotation, cellular component: mitochondrion; cytosol. Gene Ontology annotation, biological process: cellular response to stress; cell redox homeostasis; hydrogen peroxide catabolic process. Bases 126 to 830 code for a protein of 234 amino acids. The transcript has 4 exons. NCBI's taxonomy places the organism in Eukaryota, Metazoa, Arthropoda, Insecta, Diptera, Drosophilidae.